AUGAAAAGUCUUGUCCUUCAAGGUACCGGCCAGAGCACGCUUUCGAGUCGGUUCGAUCUCCCGCGUCUUCACGUCCUUACCGAGUUUAAGCUAUUCGGACUGGUAUUCUGCCAGGACAACAACCUCGAGUCAGUCCUCAAGCAGCAGCUGCGAAAAUUAGCAUUCGUCGACUGUAGCAUCAUCCUUCGCAUCAAGUCAGGUCCAGGUACUCUGGGUACCCACCCUUACAUGCGCCAUACCACUCCCGAUUUUAUUCACUACGAAGUCGAUCUCCGUUGGAGCAUGAUAUUCACCCUUGUACAGGCUUCUUCAGUCCAAAAGUUCAGCUUCGGUCAGACUCAAUGCGUCGACGGUCAGGGGGAAGUCGUGGAGGGUAUCGAACCGGACCACCACUACUGUUACAAUGCCUACGAGUUCGGCAACUUGACUUCAUGUCCCUUCGACGUUAGAACAUUCAGGACCAUCUUCGAGAACGCGGCCGGUCUCAUAAAGCUACAGCAAUCGAAGGGCCAGAAGGGCAAGGCAGACGAGACCGUCGAGGACCACGAGCAGUACCCACUGUUUCUGAAGCUCGCCGGUGCUCGUAACUCAGAUGUGGAGGGGAUGAAAAACUGA
Messenger RNA from Macroventuria anomochaeta, 615 nucleotides. RefSeq lists its product as uncharacterized. NCBI's taxonomy places the organism in Eukaryota, Fungi, Ascomycota, Dothideomycetes, Pleosporales, Didymellaceae. The transcript has a single exon. The record is from RefSeq and is a predicted model, not a curated record. Bases 1 to 615 code for a protein of 204 amino acids.